UUAUGGAUGAUACAGUUAUGGCUUACCCAAGCGUUUCCACAAAGUAUGACUUUCAGAUCCAAGCUUUCAAGUUCACAGGAGGCUUUGAUGAGGUGUACAUUAGCUGCUCCGUGAUCCUGUGUGCAACAGAUAGCUUAAACUCCAGAUGUGCCCAAGGCUGCCUAAGUCAAGCUGCACGCAGACGUAGACGAGAUGUGAGCCAAGAAACUGCCAGGCACUACAUCACCCAGGGUCCCUUGCGUGUGGCACGACAGACUCAUAAUGCUGCAUCAAAUGACGGUGGAUUUCUACACAUCAGCACAAGCACCGGGGUCUUUGCAGGACUCUUUGUUGUCUCCAUUGCGGUGUUGGUGGGGAUGUUGGUAUAUAAUGUCAGAAGAACAAGACCUAUUGACCGCAUGCAUCUACUGUCCACUUUCUGAGAUCCUUUAGUGGCCAGUUUGAGUAGACGCACAAGAAACUACAUCCUUUCAGACUAUAAAUUGAAGUUAAAGUCUUUCCAGUUUCUAGCGUAUCUCAUACAUGAGCAGUAAAUGAACAGUUUUAAUGGUAAAUGGUAUAAUCGCACAACAAUGAUCUUUGGUGUGGCUGGUAUUGUCCUAAUUCUUUCAGCAUAUCAUCUUUUUUUCCCACUUAUUUCCUUCUUCACUUUCAGACAACAUGCCUCACUGAACAUAACACACUUAUCAGGAUGUAUAAUUAUUGGAGAAACGUGAACUUUUACUCAGUCUCACAGUACUGAGAAUGAGAUUUACAGUGCUGUUGGAAGAACAUGAGCUUUACGCUGCUGUUGGAAGAACAUAAACAUUUACAAAUGAAUGUUGGUUUUAAAA
Messenger RNA from Sinocyclocheilus grahami, 833 nucleotides. Its product is annotated as CUB and zona pellucida-like domain-containing protein 1. The coding region runs from base 3 to 422 and encodes 139 amino acids. The transcript has 3 exons. Lineage: Eukaryota; Metazoa; Chordata; Actinopteri; Cypriniformes; Cyprinidae. The record is from RefSeq and is a predicted model, not a curated record.